GAUACCAGUACAGGCUUUCAACAUGGAUCUGAAGAUGUCAUUUAUAUACUUGUUUUCUUUGAUGGUAAUAAUUAGUUGGACAGGAACUUUAUCACAAAAAUUGCCCCUUGCACCACAAGAGGUUGUUGUAAGUAGAAGCAGUUGGAAGACCAUCCGAAUCACAUGGAAUGAACCAAAAGUCCCUGUUUCUGGCUAUAGGAUCUUUUAUAGCGCGUUUGACAUAGCAAAUUUGGACAGAUGGCAGUCUAUUGACAUUGGUCCUCACAGAGUUGCAGAAAUUACAGGUUUGGAAAAAAUGGCAUAUGCCAUCAGAGUGGCAGCAAAAUCAAAAGAUGGAAGUUUUGGGAAUGCUUCUGCUGCUGUUCUGGCAAGUGAACCAACAUUGCCCCCUGAACCACAAGAGGUUGUUGUUAGUAGAAGCAGUUGGAAGACCAUCCGGAUCACAUGGAAUGAACCAAAAGUCCCUGUUUCUGGCUAUCGGAUCUUUUACAGCCUGUUUGACUUCGAAAAUUUAGACAGUUGGCAGUCUAUUGACAUUGGUCCUCACAGAGUUGCAGAAAUUACAGGAUUGGAGAAACAGUCAUAUGCCAUCAGAGUGGCAGCAAAAUCUUUAGAUGGAAGGUUAGGAAAUGCUUCUGCUGCUGUUCUGGCAAGUGAACCUACAUAUUCAUCACCUAGUUGGAAACCAAAAUCCAGACCAGCACAGCGUCAUUCCAAUGUAACCAAGAAUGAAGGAAACGACGUUAAAUUAACUUGUGGUGUGAAUGGCAACCCUAAACCAUCCAUUAUAUGGUAUAGAGAUGGAAGAAUGUUUGAUGAUCAAAAAAGAUCAAAGACAACGAUGCGCAAGUACUCCCUGAUAAUUAAAGAUGCCCAGGUUGAUGAUGAGGGAGAUUACAAAUGUAUAGUAAAAAAUGAAUAUGGCAGUCUAAAUUUUACAUUCUAUGUAACAGUCGAAAAGCUGACAUGGCCUUUAGAAGUAGAAGAGCCUCAAAAUCUGACUGUAAAUGAGGGUGAUGAUGCUAUAUUUAUUUGCCGACCUUUGAAUGAUCCUGAGGCCACAAUAAAAUGGGUGAAAAGGGAUCCAAUAAAUUUAAAUAGAGGUACUGGUAAAACAUCAGAUAUUUUAGAAAACAAAGAGAUGUUAGUUCUACGCAGUGUAACCAUGAGGGAUGCUGGACAUUAUAGUUGUGUUGUUGGUAAUUAUUUUGGUUUGAGACAAGUGGAUGUAUGGUUGAAAGUCAAACCAACACCUACAUCGACUACCACUACAACAAAUCCUAGAAAAGAAGAAGAGAAUGAUAUAAAGUGUAGUACACCUUCUUGUUUGGUACAACAAAAAGACUUGAAAGAUACUGUAACCAACAUUGUUAAACAAUUAUUAUCAACUUUCGAAAAGAAUUUGUCAGAAAAAGUUGAAGCAAAAGUAAGGGAGACAACUAAAAAGAUAAAAGAUCAGGUAGAUUCUCUGAUGAUAGACAAUGAAAACCUAAGAGAACGUAUGAAGGCAAAAGAUAAAACAAUUGAGACUUUGGAGGAACAAGUAAGUGAUAACAUCAACAGAGUUAUUGAAGCUAUAAAACUAGGAAAUUAUAAUGAACAGUAUAGUAUAAAGCGUAAUAUCAGAAUACUAAAUUACCCAGAAUGCCCUAAUGAAGUAUUGAGAGAUGAGUUUGUCAAUAUGGUAAACAAAGAGUUAAAGAUAGAUGUGAAACCUGACGAUGUACAGGAAAUACACAGAAUUCCAGGGAAAGAGGGACACACAAAACCAGUCAUCGUUAAAGUGCGCAAUACUGACCUGAAGAUCAAAAUUAUGAGACAAAAAGGAGGACUGAAAAAUGGCAUCAGGUUCCAUGAUGAUAUCACACAGCGUUAUAUGGAUCUUAUGGGAAGAUUAGAAAAUAGUGAACAAUUUGAAAAUGUCUGGUUUUUUAAUUGCAAUGUCUAUGCCAAGCAACAGAAUGGAAGUACAAUAAUAUUUGACUUGUUUGACGAUAUUGAACAAAAACUGAAAACAAAAACAAAAUAGGCAAUUAGACAUUCAUUUCAUGAUUGAUCUAAUAGUCCAAUGUUUCAUCACUGUGAAAAAACAUGAUGAAACCAAGCUGGGCUGUACAUGAUUAUUAAUG
Mytilus trossulus (common blue mussel) is the source of this 2129-nucleotide messenger RNA. RefSeq names its product twitchin-like. The record is from RefSeq and is a predicted model, not a curated record. Lineage: Eukaryota; Metazoa; Mollusca; Bivalvia; Mytilida; Mytilidae. The transcript is spliced from 8 exons. Gene Ontology annotation, molecular function: protein binding. The coding region runs from base 23 to 2029 and encodes 668 amino acids. Gene Ontology annotation, biological process: cell-cell adhesion.